CUUGUUAUCGUGAAAUCCCAGUGCUUGAAAAACAGAGUUAAAGAACAUAUGCUUGGAAUCAUCUUUUACGUACAAACUGAAUAUAGAUUUCUUGUAAAGUCAUUGAUCCCUUACCUACUGACAAGAUAUACAGUCUUUGCAUUAGCCACUUCUGCUUUAUAAAAAUGUGUAGAAAAACAGAUGCAGAUAUUAAUCUGGCUUUGCAACUGCACUUGAAAUAUAAGAGCCUCUCCUCCAUUUCUGGUUCUUACUCUUUUAUUGAGAAGCAAAGCUCUCUUAGAUUAGAUGGCUGACCCUGUUAUCUCUUUUGUAAUUGAGAGAACUGGCGAUCUGCUUAUUCAAAAAAUUGUUUUCCUGAAAGGUGUUCGACGACAAGUUGAGAGACUCAAAGAUGAUCUGGUCCGGAUGCGGUGUUUCCUGAAAGAUGCUGAUCAGAGGCAAGAUGAAGAAGCGACGAUACGCAACUGGGUUUCUGAAAUCAGAGCUGCUGCCUACGAUGCGGAGGAUAUCAUUGAGAUCUUUGCCAGCAAAGUUGAGCUCUUCACAAAGGACAAGGGACUCGUCACCAAAUUGACAUAUUAUCCCUUGAAAAUUGUGAACCGCUACAAGAUGGGCAAAGAGAUUGAAUCCUUGCAGAUGAGGCUCAAUGACAUGGAGAAGAGCCGUGACAAAUACGGUAUCAAAAAUCUUGGAGUGGGGACGAUUACACAUGGAGAAGAGCUUCAACGGGUCCGGCGAUUGGUUGAGGACAAGGAUAUAGUGGGCUUCGAGGAGAAAACAAAAUCCCUGGUGGCAGAACUUUUGAAAGAGGACAAAAACCGCCGUGUGGUUUCAAUCGUCGGCAUGGGAGGUGCUGGUAAGACAACUCUAGCCAAAAAAGUUUAUAACCAUGCUGAAGUCAGGACAAGAUUCGAUUGCCGUGCUUGGGUCUGCGUCUCUUCAAGCUACAAUCACAAAGAGACGCUGAGGACAAUCAUAAAGCAAUUAAAUCCGAUAACUAAUGAGCUACUUGACAUGUUGGAAAAGAUGCAGGAGCAGGACUUGGAAGAAAGGCUCCGUCAAGAUCUACAAGACAAGCGUUAUCUUGUGGUGCUUGAUGAUGUAUGGAAGGAAGUAGCGUGGGAUUGUCUUGCUGGGGCCUUUCCUGAUGUUAAUGCAUCAAGUAGACUGCUACUUACAAGUCGCAAUCGGGAGGUUGCCGUACACGCUGAUGCUCUUAGCAAACCAGAGGAGCUGAAAACUUUGGGGGAGAAAGACAGCUGGCAGUUGUUCCUCAGAAAGGCCUUAGUCCAUGGGGAUAAUGCUGGGUGUCCUCGGGAUUUGGAAAAAGUAGGCAGAGAGAUUGUAAGGAGAUGUGCUGGUCUGCCACUGGCCAUCACAGUUGUAGGUGGGCUGCUACUGGGCAAGAAAGAGUUGAAGAGUGAAUGGGAGAAAGUUCUCAACAAUUUCAGCACACACCUAUCAAGGGGCCAGAGUGGGGUAUCAGCAAUUCUGGAAUUAAGUUAUGCAGACCUCCCUGCCAAUCUGAAAUUUUGCUUUUUGUAUUUGGGUUUGUUUCCCGAAGAUUCCGUGAUUUCUGUGCGCAAGUUGAUCCAUCUGUGGGUUGCAGAGGGAAUAAUGCAGAAAGGAGAUGCAGAAAAUCUGGAGGAAGCUGCAGCAUAUGACGAUGUGGAGCGACUUUGUAGCAGAAAUAUGGUCCAGGUGGCGGAAAUGACGGUUGAUAAGAGGAUUAAAAGCUGCAGAGUCCAUGAUUUGCUGCGAGAGCUUGCAGUCAGAAAGGCAAAGGAUGAAAAUUUUUUUCAGAUCCAUGACACCAGAGAUGAUCAAAUAUCAGCCAAAUCCAGGUACCUUGCUGUUCAUAGUCUCCCUCUGGAUAAAAAUUAUUUUAGGUCUUCGACCCCUUCUCUCCGGUCUCUGCUUUUUUUCAACAUCCGGGAAAACAUUAGUCUUAGUUUCAAAAGUUUCAGAAAGCUUAGGACACUAGACCUUGAGAAUGUUAAGAUGGGUUAUAAUUUGCCAAAAGAAAUAGGUGAAGUCAGGCUUCUAAGGUACCUCAAUUUAAGAGGCACAUACAUUAGAAGGCUCCCUCUUUCCGUCGGUUGCUUGCGAAACCUACAAACUCUUGACAUACGGACAAUCUCUGUAGAUCCAGUGAAGCUUUCAAAUUUCAUUUGGAAGCUUGAAAGUUUACGGCAUCUAUAUGCAUAUAAUAUGGAAUGUGAUGUGCCUCUUAAGAUUGAAGGAUUGAGGAAUCUCCAGACUCUGUCACGCAUAAGCUAUCAUGACAUUAUGCAAAAUAACAUGAUAACUCUGACGAGUCUUCAGAAGCUGAUGAUUUUAGUGGAUGACAAGUCAGACAUAGACAAACUCUGCAUGCAUUUAUCUGAGGUUGGAAGCCUAAAGACGCUACGUCUUUAUUAUAGCCCUUUGCCACAAUCUCUAGGUGGACUGUCUAAGCUCCAUCAUGUAACAGAGCUCAGGCUAUCCGGGCUAUUUUUGAGAAAGCUGCCUCCUGAUUUCCCUCCAAAUCUCUCUCGCUUGUCUUUGAAAUUCACUGGUCUUCGGGAUGACCCAAUGCCAGUAUUGGAGAAGUUGGGACAGCUGUCGAUCCUCAAAAUAAAGGAUGAUGUAUAUGGGGGACUAUAUGGGGAACCACAGCAGGUCAUGAUCAUCUCUAGGCAUGGGUUUCACCAAUUGAAGUUCCUUGAGCUCAGCCGCCUAUUUCAUGUGCAUGAAAUAAAGGUGGAGGAAGGUGCAUUGCCACAGCUCCAGUGCCUGAGAAUCAGGGGCUGCUUUUAUUUAAAGAAGUUGCCGGAAGAGCUGAAGCACAUAUCUACUCUUGAUACGCUUGAGCUUGUGGACAUGCGAGAAGAUUUCAUCAGUGGGCUUGAUGCGGACCUGGUAUCCAGUGUCCCUAACCUCAGAAUAUUUGACUUGCCGAAGGAAAGAAUGCAAUAAUGAUUUCAAGUUUUUGUAAAGCGGACCUGGUAUUUGUAAUUCAUACUGAGAAUGCAAGCUGUGUCGUGUAGUGAUUAAUGAAAUUGUUUCAAGUUUUUAUCAAAAUACAUAAAUAAAAAGAAUAAAAUGUUUCCGUA
Molecule: messenger RNA, 3095 nt
Organism: Coffea arabica (coffee)
Lineage: Eukaryota; Viridiplantae; Streptophyta; Magnoliopsida; Gentianales; Rubiaceae
Product: disease resistance protein RPP8-like
Biological process (GO): defense response to other organism
Molecular function (GO): ADP binding
Source: RefSeq, a predicted model, not a curated record